Molecule: messenger RNA, 606 nt
Organism: Oxyura jamaicensis (ruddy duck)
Lineage: Eukaryota; Metazoa; Chordata; Aves; Anseriformes; Anatidae
Gene: PEA15
Product: proliferation and apoptosis adaptor protein 15
Exons: 1
Biological process (GO): regulation of apoptotic process
Molecular function (GO): protein binding
Source: RefSeq, a predicted model, not a curated record
GGGGCUGUGCAAGGCCCCAGCGCGUGCGCCCAGCGGGUCCCUCGUCCCCAGCCCUGUCACAUCCCGUGAGCAUCACAUGAGUCACGGCCCAGCGGAGCCGGGGAGGGGAGAGGUGUGUGCGUGUGUGCGUGUCGUGGGGGGGGGGGCCCCGGGGGGGGGGGGGGGGGGGCGGCUGAGGCCGGGCCGCUCGUGACGCGGGUGGCGCCAGCCAUGGCCGAGUACCGCAGCCUCCUGGAGGAGCUGGCGCAGAACAUCACGGCCGAGGACCUGGAGCAGCUCAAGUCGGCCUGCAAGGAGGACAUCCCCAGCGGCGAGGGCGAGGCCAUCGCCACCAGCCACCACUGGUUCGCCUUCCUCGAGAAGCACAGCAAGCUGGACAAGGGUGAGCACCCCCCCCAGGUCCCCAUCCCUGCCCCGCUCCCCGUCCCUUGUCCCGGUCCCCAUCCUCAGCCUGUCCCCAGCAGCCCCAUCCCUCCUCUGUCUCCUUUCCCAGUCCCUGUCCCGGGCUCUGGCCCCUGCCCAGGUCCCCACCUGUCCCCAUCUGGGCCCUGUUCGGGUCCUCAGAUUCCUUUCCUGGUCCCCUUGUCCCUGUCCCCACCGCUGGCU